Molecule: messenger RNA, 2578 nt
Organism: Sebastes umbrosus (honeycomb rockfish)
Lineage: Eukaryota; Metazoa; Chordata; Actinopteri; Perciformes; Sebastidae
Gene: abcg2b
Product: ATP-binding cassette, sub-family G (WHITE), member 2b
Exons: 15
Coding region: 545-2395 (616 amino acids)
Cellular component (GO): plasma membrane
Molecular function (GO): ATP hydrolysis activity; ATP binding; ABC-type transporter activity
Source: RefSeq, a predicted model, not a curated record
AGUCUCAAUAAUACAGGACAUGUGCUUUCAACUUUUGUUCAACAGUUUCAACGUCACAAAAUCAGACCCAUAAAUAAAAUGUUUUUCCCAGUUUAUUGUUACUGGCCUGCAGAAAGCCUUGACUUCAACCCCGUCCUCCAUGACCCUGAAUACAGAUAAACAUGUAUUGACACUGGACAGAUGGAUAACACUUGGACUGCGUAUGCAGCACUAUACACCGUAUGAACAUUGUCAUCUGUUAUCAUCAAUGAUUAUCUCAUAGCUUGUGGUGCUUCUUGGGUCCAGUUACGGCUAUGGUUGACAUUUUGGGGGGAAAGUUCAAUGUCACAUUAUCUUUUUGAGAACAGCCACAAGUGUAUGGGCUAAGGAUUGAGGUAGUCCAAAGAUCAGAUGUGUUUAUAACAGAAUCUUACUGAUUACAUGCGCUCUCAUCCGUCUCUCUGUCUCUCUCUCUGUCCGACUGCAGAUUGUACUUCUCUCUCCAUUCAAAACCCGACUUCCUGACUCGUUUUCUUCUCUGCUGGUAACACUGCUGUUUUUGAAGAUGUCUAAAGAGGAGCACAUUGUUUGCGGCGUUGACGAGUAUUUCCAGGAACGAGGACCAACCGUCACAUUUAGCAACCUGCACUACUGUGUCAAAGAGACACAGUUCUGCUGCAAGAAAGGCCCUGAAAAAUACAUCCUCAACGAUGUAAGUGGCAUCAUGAGACCCGGGAUGAAUGCCAUCUUGGGCGCCACCGGAAGUGGUAAAACAUCACUCCUGGAUGUAAUCGCAGGAAGAAAAGACCCAGCUGGACUGAAGGAAGGAAAAGUGUUGGUGGACGGCAAAGCCGUCACGACUGACCUCAGGCUCAGCUCUGCCUACGUGGUCCAGGAUGAUAUCCUGAUGGGCACUCUGUCUGUGAGGGAGAACCUGCUGUUUAGUGCCAACCUGCGUCUCAACCCUCGGCAUCACACCUCUGCAGAUAAAAACAGCAGGGUAGAUACCAUCAUACAAGACCUGGGCCUAACAGACUGUGCAGGUACUAAGAUAGGGACAGAGUUUCUGCGUGGCGUAUCUGGAGGUGAAAGGAAGAGGUGCAGCAUCGGGAUGGAGCUCAUCACCUCUCCCUCUCUGCUGUUUCUGGAUGAACCGACCACCGGACUGGAUUCUAACACUGCAAACUGUAUCAUCAAUCUGCUGUGCAGGCUGUCCAGAAGAGGGAAGACGGUGAUCUUCUCCAUCCACCAGCCACGCUACUCCAUCUUCAGACAGUUUGACCAUCUGACUCUGAUGCAUAAAGGGGAGGUGGUGUACGCAGGAGCAGCAGACCAUUCACUGGAGUACUUCACAAACCUUGGCUACCAAAUUGAGUCCUUUGACAACCCGGCUGAUUUCUUCAUGGACAUCACAAAUGGAGAUGCAAAAUCAACAUUAGAAUCACUUACUGCAGAGUGUAAAAACCCACUGGCAGCCAAAUACCGCCAGUCCCAACUGUGCCAGAAUGUGCUGGAAGAGUUGAGCCAUGUGAACCAGAGCGUUGCUGAAGGGGCCAAAGGUCAAGACAAGGCAGCCGACUACGCUACCUCUUUCCUCUAUCAGAUGCGCGUGGUGUGUGGCAGGACAGUGCUGAACUCUCUGAGGAACCCUCAGACCUCUUACGCCCAGUUGGCUCUCAACAUCUUCUUUGCAAUUCUCGUGGGACUCAUUUAUUACCAAAUGCCCUUAACAAUGCCCGAGGCUUUACAGAACAGGAGUGGAGCGUUCUUCUUCCUUAUCAUCAACAUGGUGUUUGGGAAUCUCUCUGCUGUUGAACUCUUUAUCAAUGAAAGGGCGAUCUUCAUUCACGAGAACUCCAGCGGCUAUUAUCGUACUUCCGUCUACUUCCUGUCCAAGAUCUUUGCUGACCUCAUCCCCAACCGCAUCAUCCCCAUCUUUGUGUUUUCAGCCAUCGCCUACUAUAUGAUGGGAUUGAAGCCUGCCGUUGAGGCCUUCUUCUGUUUCGCUCUGACCAUGUCUCUGGUCAGUCUGGCAGGAGUCGGUCUGGCCUUCCUCGUCUCAGCGAGUGUAUCUUCAUUUGCCAUGGCUAACAUCCUCAUUGCUCUGCCCUUCGUCUUCAUGAUGGUGUUUGGUGGUUUUCUCGUCAACCUCAACGCCAUGCUGAGCUGGCUCUCCUGGCUGAAAUGGAUCAGUAUCUUCAAAUAUGGACUGGAUGCUACAUUCGUCAACGAGAUGUCAGGACAGUUUUUCAUCAGCAACAAAACCUUGAUACCAGGGGAGGUGUUUCUGGAAGCCCAAGGCAUCGACUACUCUGUGUGGGGCUUCUGGCAGAAUCAGGUGGCUCUGCUGGGAAUCAUAUUGGUCUGCAUGUUCCUGUCCUACGUACAGCUGCGACGAAUCAACCGCUGGAAAUGAUGCCCAUCUGUUUACGUAUCCAUCAACCAUGCACUGUCUUUAUCUUAUUUAUUUAACAGACCUCAAAAUGAAAAAAAGGGGGUAUAAAGAACAUAAAUCUGAGAAGUAAUUGUUUCAGAUGUGAAAUAAGCUUUCUAACGUGAUUAUUUAAAUAUUAAAAAUCACAAUAUUCAUUGAACAUUA